AUGGUCAAGACAUUCCAGUUCCAGGACAUCCAAGUUCCAUCUCCAGGCUUUGGUUGCAUGGGUCUCAGUCAUGGGCUAGGUAGCAACCUCAGCCUCGAAGAAGCUGAGCCUGUUCUUCUCAAAGCCAUUGAACUCGGCUGCACUUUCUGGGACACUGCCGUCGUGUAUCAGGCAGGUGUGAACGAAAAGCUUCUAGGAGACUUCAUCCGAAAGCACAACGUCCGUGACAAGGUUUUCACUCACAUCAAGAAAUACAUCGAUGGUACCAUUGAGAGGCUGGGAUUUACACCCGACCUCUACUACCUCCACCGCAUUGACCCCAAGACCCCCCUCGAAGAAUCCAUCCCCGCACUCGACGAAUGCCGCAAGGCAGGCAAGACCAAGUACAUUGGUCUUUCAGAGUGCUCGGCCAAGACACUCCGAAAAGCAAACUCAAUCGCCAAAAUCCACGCCAUCCAAGCCGAAUACUCCGCCUUCGAAACCCUCCACGAAACCGACUCCCUCAUCGCCACCGCCGCCGAACUCUCCAUCUCCUACAUCGCGUACUCACCCCUCGGCCACGGCUGGCUCGUCGACAACUUCGACUAUGCCUCACCCGACGACUUUGCGCCUGACGACUUCAGGCGUACUGUCCCGAAAUUCCAAGGCGAAAAUUUCUAUCGCAAUAAAGCGAUUGUGGAGGAGAUUAAGAAGUUGGCGAAGAAGAAGGGGUGUUCGACGAGUCAGAUUGCGUUGGCUUGGGUAAGUAGUCAGGGGAUGAUGCCGAUUCCGGGGACGACGAAGGUGGGGAGGUUGGAGGAGAAUUGGGGGAGUAGGGAUGUGGAGUUGAGCGAGGAGGAGAUGGCGGAGAUGAGGAGGAUUGUGGAUCAGGCGAAGCCGGAGGGGGAGAGGUAUGGGGAGGCGCAUCGGGCUUGGGUUGGGCAUUGA
Messenger RNA from Alternaria arbusti, 927 nucleotides. RefSeq lists its product as uncharacterized. The transcript is spliced from 3 exons. The record is from RefSeq and is a predicted model, not a curated record. Gene Ontology annotation, cellular component: cytoplasm. The coding region runs from base 1 to 927 and encodes 308 amino acids. Lineage: Eukaryota; Fungi; Ascomycota; Dothideomycetes; Pleosporales; Pleosporaceae.